AUGAGUAAAGGAGAAGAGGAGGCAGAAUAUGAACUGGCAGCGUUAGAGAGACAGAUCUUUGACUUCCUUGGUUUCCAAUGGGCUCCUAUCCUUGGCAAUUUCCUACAAAUAAUAGUUGUCAUUUUGGGUUUGUUUGGAACCAUCCAGUUUAGGCCUCGGUAUAUAGUUGUGUACACGGUGUGGACUGCCCUGUGGGUCACCUGGAAUGUUUUCAUUAUCUGCUUCUAUUUGGAAGUAGGCGGACUUUCUAAGGAAACUGAUCUCAUGACCUUUAACAUCUCAAUGCACCGAUCUUGGUGGCGAGAACACGGGCCUGGCUGCAUACGAAGGGUGGUGCGUCCUUCUGCUCCUGGCAUCCUAGAUGAUUACUCCUACGUCUCUGUGACAGGCUGCAUAAUUGAUUUCCAGUACCUAGAGGUCAUUCACAGCGCUAUCCAAAUAUUACUCUCUUUGAUUGGAUUUGUGUAUGCCUGUUACGUGAUCAGUAUUUUCAUGGAGGAAGAGGACAGCUUUGAUUUCAUAGGCGGACUUGACACAUACUCCUACCGACAGCCCCCCCAGGAACAUGUUGAAUUAAAGCCUGUAAAGCCUGUAGGUCGAAAUAAGUAAUGAAUAUUUACUCAAGACUUCUGCUGUCUCUGAAGAACCAGAUGUUAGAAGAAAAGACUAACUUUGUGACUCAUCGUUCUGGAAGAAACACAUCAUCCGUUUCUCACGGCAUGUGGAUUAUUCUUCCCACAGGCUCAGUGUCAUUAUCGACGUUGUUAUUUGGUAGCUCCUUGUAGAUGAUCCUGACUUUUUUGAAUAAUUUACUUUUAUGGACCCUUACAAAUUGUAAAUUUUUCUUUUUUAAUUUCAAGAUUUUUACAACGCUUAGUGUUAAGGCAUGAAAACAAAACAACCAGUGAAAACUAUGAGAAAGAUUUGUCUUUCUCAAGGAAGUCAGUAUUUCUUGAUUGAUGGAAUUAUACUGUGCCUGGUCAAGAUUGUGUCAGUAAACAGUAAAUUUGACCUCAAAAUAUGUGUCAGGAGUCAAAUACUAACAAUGUAAAAGAGAUCAUUUUCAAUGCUCUAUGUAAAAUUCACAGUGUCCACUGCUUACAUUGUUCAAACUACUGUAUGCAGUAGGAAUUGGUCUAUGACUCUUCUCAGCCAGAUGUUCCAGGACUAAUAUACUCAUCUAAUUAUUCCAAUUCAUAUAUGGCUCCUUCUCCCUCUUUAAUCUCUUUUGCCCUGAGCCCACCAAUAGUAGUUUUCUGCAAUCCGAAGAGAAGUAAAAUGGCAAUUCUGUAUGGAUGCUGACAUCUAGGAACCCUUAAAUGCAGGACUCUUUAGAUGUCUGUGAUCUGCACAUUUGUAAACUCUUUUCUUCCCUUCCCCCAGGAAGAAGCCACACAUGAAUGUAAAGUAUAGGCACCAACUGCAGCCUUAGGAGCCUCGGGGGAUUAAUUUUGCUCUUAAUUUAAAAGUAAAGAAGAAAACCUGGAAAUGUAUAUAAAAGUUUGUAAAGUUGUUGUAAAUACUUCUAGACAAAAAAUAUGUAUGUAACUCUGUGGUAUUUUCUGUCACCACUAGUAUAAAGUGAUACACAAAGGCUAUUUUCUUUGGGGAACUGGCAAUCUUUUUAACAGAACUCCUUUCUCUCUUUUUAAUUAGUAUUUAAAAUACCUUGCACAGUCAUAUACCCACAGGGCCUACAUGCCUCAGCAUUC
Struthio camelus australis is the source of this 1712-nucleotide messenger RNA. The record is from RefSeq and is a predicted model, not a curated record. Lineage: Eukaryota; Metazoa; Chordata; Aves; Struthioniformes; Struthionidae.